Stegostoma tigrinum is the source of this 545-nucleotide messenger RNA. RefSeq names its product ribosomal protein S12 (gene rps12). Gene Ontology annotation, molecular function: structural constituent of ribosome. Lineage: Eukaryota; Metazoa; Chordata; Chondrichthyes; Orectolobiformes; Stegostomatidae. The transcript has 6 exons. The record is from RefSeq and is a predicted model, not a curated record. Gene Ontology annotation, cellular component: ribosome; cytosolic small ribosomal subunit. Bases 120 to 515 code for a protein of 131 amino acids. Gene Ontology annotation, biological process: translation.
CGUGACGUUAGCGGCGCACGCGCGCUCCUCUCCCCGCCCUUUCUUCCGUCUCUCCUUCUCUCUUUCUGUGGCCGUCGCACGAAACCGCCGCCUUCCGGCGCAACCAGACCCGCAGCGCGAUGGCCGAGGAAUGCAUAACAGCAGGUGGUGUUAUGGAUGUGAAUACUGCACUUCAGGAAGUGUUGAAAACUGCAUACAUCCAUGAUGGCUUGUGUUGUGGUCUCCGGGAGGCUGUCAAGGUACUGGACAAGCGACAGGCUCACUUGUGUGUCCUGGCAGCCAAUUGUGAUGAAGCACAGUAUGUUAAAUUGGUAGAAGCACUCUGUGCUGAGCAUGGGAUCCACCUGAUGAAGGUUGAUGACAACAAGAAGCUUGGUGAGUGGGUAGGUCUUUGCAAAAUAGACCGAGAAGGGAAGCCCCGCAAGGUUGUAGGCUGUAGCUGUGUUGUUGUCAAGGAUUAUGGGAAAGACUCUCAAGCCAAGGAUGUCAUUGACAAUUAUUUCCGAGGAAAGUGAUAUAUUUCAUAAAUAAAAAGAAAAGUUUAA